AUGGCCGGCCGCGCCCGCCGCCCGCUGCUGCUGCCGCCGCUGCUGCUCGCGCUCACGGCCGGCUGCCUGGGCUUCCGGGGCCCGCUCUCCGUCUUCAAGAGGUUUAAAGAAACUACCAGAUCAUUUUCUAAUGACUGUCUUGGUGCGAGCAGACCAGUGACCCCCGUGGACUCAUCAGACUUCACAAUGGACAUUCGCAUGCCUGGGGUGACUCCCAAACAGUCUGACACCUACUUCUGCAUGUCGAUGCGUUUGCCAGUGGACGAGGAAGCCUUCGUGAUUGACUUCAAACCUCGCGCCAGCAUGGAUACUGUGCACCAUAUGUUGCUCUUUGGGUGUAACAUGCCUUCCUCCACCGGCAGUUACUGGUUUUGUGAUGAAGGAACCUGUGCAGAUAAAGCCAACAUUCUGUACGCCUGGGCAAGAAAUGCUCCCCCCACUAGACUCCCGAAAGGUGUUGGAUUCCGAGUUGGAGGAGAGACUGGAAGUAAAUAUUUUGUACUACAAGUACACUAUGGGGACAUUAGUGCUUUCAGAGAUAAUCACAAGGACUGUUCGGGAGUGUCCUUACACCUCACGCGUCUGCCACAGCCUUUAAUUGCUGGCAUGUACCUAAUGAUGUCUGUGGAUACUGUUAUACCAGCAGGAGAGAAAGUGGUGAAUUCCGACAUCUCAUGCCAUUAUAAAAAUUACCCAAUGCACGUCUUUGCCUACAGAGUCCACACUCACCGUUUAGGUAAAGUCGUCAGCGGAUACAGAGUAAGAAAUGGACAGUGGAUGCUGAUUGGACGACAGAGUCCCCAGCUGCCACAGGCUUUCUACCCUGUGGAACACCCCGUAGAUGUGAGUUUUGGUGACCUACUGGCUGCAAGAUGUGUGUUCACUGGCGAGGGAAGGACAGAAGCCACACACAUUGGCGGCACGUCCAGCGAUGAAAUGUGCAACUUGUACAUCAUGUAUUACAUGGAGGCCCAGCGUGCCGUUUCCUUCAUGACCUGCACACAGAACGUAGCCCCAGACACGUUUGGAACCAUCCCUGCAGAGGCCAACGUCCCCAUUCCCGUGAAGUCGGACAUGGUGAUGAUGCACGGGCACCAUGAAGAAACAGAGCACAGAGAUAAGAGUCCUCUACUGCAGCCACCGAGGCGGGAAGAAGAAGUGCUAGACCGGGGUGAUUUCUAUUCCCUACUUUCCAAGCUGCUAGGAGAGAGGGAAGAUGUUGUCCAUGUGCACAGAUAUAACCCUACAGAGAAGGCAGAGGCAGAGGCAGACCUGGUAGCCGAGAUUGCAAACGUAGUCCAGAAAAAGGACCUGGGUCGGUCCGACGCCAGCGAGGGCGCAGGACGAGAGGAGAGGGGCGACGGUGCUCUUGUCAGAGACAGAAUUCACAAGUUCCACAGACUAGAGUCCACUGUGAGGCCCGCAGAGAGCAGGGUGUUCUCACAGCCCCUACCUGCUGAAGGCAUCUGGGAGCCAGAACACUCAGGAGAUUUCCACGUAGAAGAGGCCCUGGACUGGCCUGGCGUGUACUUGUUACCAGGCCAGGUCUCGGGGGUGGCUCUGGACCUUAACAAUAACCUGGUGAUUUUCCACAGAGGUGACCAUGUCUGGGAUGGCAACUCUUUUGACAGCAAGUUUGUUUACCAGCAAAGAGGACUUGGACCAAUUGAAGAAGACACCAUCCUUGUCGUAGACCCAAAUACAGCUACAGUGAUCCAGUCCAGUGGCAAAAACCUGUUUUACCUGCCACAUGGCUUGAGCGUAGAUAAAGAUGGAAAUUAUUGGGUCACAGACGUGGCUCUCCAUCAGGUGUUCAAACUGGACCCAAACAGCAAGGGAGGCCCUGCACUGACCUUGGGGAGGAGCAUGCAGCCAGGGAGUGACCAGAGCCACUUCUGCCAGCCCACCGACGUGGCCGUGGACCCGGACACUGGUGCUGUCUACGUAUCAGACGGCUACUGCAACAGUCGGAUUGUGCAGUUUUCACCCCAGGGGAAGUUCGUCACACAGUGGGGAGAAGAGUCUUCAGGGAGCAACCCCAGGCCAGGCCAGCUCAGUGUCCCUCACAGCCUGGCCCUUGUGCCUCCUCUGGGCCAGCUCUGUGUGGCAGACAGGGAGCAUGGUCGGAUCCAGUGCUUCAACACGGACACCAAAGAAUUUGUGAGAGAGAUUAAGCAUCCGUCAUUUGGAAGAAACGUAUUUGCAAUUUCAUACAUACCAGGCUUGCUCUUUGCAGUGAAUGGGAAACCUUACUUUGAGGGUGAAGAACCCCUGCAGGGGUUUGUGAUGAACUUCUCCAGCGGGGAAAUUAUAGACGUCUUCAAGCCAGUGCGCAAGCACUUCGACAUGCCUCACGACAUCGUGGCCUCAGAGGACGGCAGCGUGUACGUGGGAGACGCCCACACCGACACCGUGUGGAAGUUCACCAUGAGCGCAAAAAUGGAACAUCGAUCAGUGAAAAAGGCUGGCAUCGAGGUCCAAGAAAUCAAAGAACCCGAGGCAGUUGUUGAAACCAAAAUGGAGAACACACCAACCUCCUCAGAACUGCGGAAGAUGCAAGAGAAAGCAAAACUGAUCAGAGAGCCGGGCCUGGGAGUGCCCGUUGUGCUCAUUACAACCCUUCUGGUUAUCCCCGUGGUCGUCUUGCUGGCCAUUGUCAUAUUUAUUCGGUGGAAAAAAUCAAGGGCAUUUGGAGAUUGUGAACACAAACUCGAGGCAAGUUCAGGAAGAGUACUAGGAAGAUUUAGAGGAAAGGGAAGCGGAGGCUUAAACCUUGGGAAUUUCUUCGCCAGCCGGAAGGGCUACAGCCGGAAGGGGUUCGACCGCCUGAGCACGGAGGGGAGUGACCAGGAGAAGGACGAGGACGAGGGCAGCGAAUCUGAAGAGGAGUACUCAGCGCCUCUGCCCUCCUCCUCCUGAAAACCAGGCCUCUGUUUUGACUGAGUGACACGAACCAAGAAUGCCGAUUCCUUUCCCUUUAGCACGUUUAAAGUUCUCCGUAUUUAAUUGUAAACCGUACUGGUCACUGUGGGACUGUACACAUUUUCUUUGCCUUGCUUUGGUUACGUUGGCUUCUGUUUCUAGCUGAGGAGUUUCCUGAAAGCUCAGGAGAGUGCCAUUGUCUGUAGAGCAUAGGACAGAGGCACGGUCCCCUUGUCCCGUCAGAGCACUCGUCUUACCUGGAGGGUUUUGCUCAUUUACACGUCCGGCUUCGCAGUGGAUGUAGAUAACCCCGUUCUCCGCUCGCACCCAGUACCCCAGCAGCACUUUCAUUGCCCGUGUCUUCUCCUGGUGCCUUUCCUGGUCAGCAUUCUCCGCCCGUGGCAGUACAGAGAAACUUUGUGCUACAUGAUGGCAAAGCUGCUAAAUCUCCUUCUAUUUUUUUAAAAUCACUAACAUUAUAUUGCAAUGAGGGAAAGAAAAAAAGUCUCUAUUUAAAUUCUUUUUAAAAUGUUCUUCUUCAGUCGGUGUGUUUCUGGAUGUCUUAUUUUUAGAUGGUUACACUGUUAGAUCACUAUUUUCAGAACCUGAAUGUAAUUUGUGUAAUAAAGUGUUUUCAGAGCAUUAGCUGUCAGAGUGAUAUUGCAAUCUUUGCAUACUUGCAGGUUUUGUAUACAACUUUUGUAAAAAUUACACAAACACAAAUAUUAGUGAAACUUAACUCAAUGUCUUCAACCAAAAAAAAAUAUAUGUUAUAUUGUACAAAAUUUAGAGGAUAUUUUGUUAUGUAGCCAAUAUAAAUUAAAAACCAGCCUGAGUUUACAUGCAUCUGUAAGAUCAGGCUCUCUUUUACAAUCAGAGGGGUUUUGCCUGUGUAUCAAUCAGAGGCUAAAAACUUUAAUAAAAGGUGAUCAUAGCUAA
Molecule: messenger RNA, 3861 nt
Organism: Otolemur garnettii (small-eared galago)
Lineage: Eukaryota; Metazoa; Chordata; Mammalia; Primates; Galagidae
Gene: PAM
Product: peptidylglycine alpha-amidating monooxygenase
Exons: 25
Coding region: 1-2919 (972 amino acids)
Biological process (GO): peptide metabolic process
Cellular component (GO): extracellular region; membrane
Molecular function (GO): peptidylglycine monooxygenase activity; copper ion binding; protein binding
Source: RefSeq, a predicted model, not a curated record